ACCUCACGAGAGACAAUUCACUAUUGUUUGUUCAAUCCUAAAGUAUCGCGAGAUUGGUCAAGGAAAAAGUAAAAAAGUCGCAAAAAGACAUGCCGCUCACAAAAUGUGGCAAGCUCUACACGAUAUGAAUGAUCAAGCUCUCAAGAUUAAUUAUUGCAGACCAAGCACUUCAAGUUUAGCGGAUUAUACUGUGGAUCCUUCUGCAGAACGUCAAAGUCAAGAUACAUCUAGUUUGCCCGUUCAAUCAUUUAAAGAAACGGUAGAAGAAACAGGCGAACUUAAUGAACCAAGCACUUCAAUUACAAUGGGUUUUGAUACGAAUUCUACUGCAGAAUGUCAAAACCAAGAAUCAUCUAAGUUGCCCGUUCAAUCAUUUAAACAAACAAGAAAAGAAACAAGCGCACUUGAUAAACCAAGCACUUCAAGUGCAGCGGAUUAUAGUAUGGAUCCUACUGCAGAACGUCAAAGUGGAGAACUAUCUGGUUUGCCAGUUCAAUCACUUAAAGAAAUGGCAGAAGAAACAGGCGCACUUGAUAAACCAAGCACUUCAAGUUCAAUGGAUUAUAAUACAAAUUCCGCUGCAGAAUGUCAAAGUCAGGAAAUAGUUGAUUUAGAUCCCCAAACAUGUGAACAAUCGAGAAAAGGAACAAGGGCACGUGAUGGACCAAGCACUUCAAUUACAACGGGUUUUGAUACAAAUCCUACUGCAGAAUGUCAAAGUCAAGAAACGAUUGAUUUGGAUCCUCAAACAUGUGAACAAUCGCAAAAAGAAACAAGGGCACGUAUUGGACCAAGUACUUCAAGUUUAACGGAUAAUACUAUGGAUCCUUCUGCAGAACGUCAAAAUCAAGAUACAUCUGGUUUGCCUGUUCAAUCAUUUAAAGAAAAAACAGGCGCAUUUAAUGUCACUUUAAGUUCAACAAGUCACGAUAAGGAUCCCAAUCUAGAACGUCAAAUUCAGGAAAUAGUUGAUUUUGUUCUUCGAUCUGAACAAUCGAGAAAAGAAACAAGGGCACUUGAUGGACCAAACACCUCAAUUUCAAUGGGUAUUGAUACAAAUUCUGCUGCAGAAUGUCAAAUUCAAGAAUCACCUGGUUUGCCCGUUCAAUUAUUUGGACAAACGAGAAAAGAAAUAAGCGCAUUUGAUAAACCAAGCACUUCAAGUUCAGCGGAUUAUAGUAUGGAUCCUACUGCAGAACGUCAAAGUGGAGAACUAUCUGGUUUGCCAGUUCAAUCAUUUAAAAAAAUGGCAGAAGAAACAGGCGCACUUGAUAAACCAAGCACUUCAAGUUUAGCGGAUUAUAGUGUGGAUUCUUCUGCAGAACGUCAAAGUCAAGAUACAUCUAGUUUGCCCGUUCAAUCAUUUAAAGAAACGGCAGAAGAAACAGGCGCAUUUAAUGACACUUCAAUUACAACGGGUUUUGAUACAAAUCCUAAUGCAGUUUGUCAAAGUCAGGAAAAGGUUGAUUUGGAUCCUCAAACAUGUGAACGAUCGAAAAAAGAAAAAGCACAUAUUGGAACAGUUAUGACAUCGAUAAAAAAAUGGAGCAAGUUGUGGAAUUAUUUCGAGGAAUUAAAACGUUCGCUGUUGAAAUGCACGACAUGUAAAAAAGAAAUUAAGGUAUCUCAUCAAACAAAUUGCACAAAAAAAAUGAGAGCCCACUUAUUUAAUGUACAUGGAAUUUCUCUCGAUGAUGAUACUCUCACACUACCUGACGACUUAAAACAUUACUACUCGAAGUUACCGGGAUAUAAGGCAAAAUGUAAAGAUUGUGGUAAAACAGUGUCUUUUUUAACAAAUGUGGCAACUUUACGAGUACAUUUAAGAAAAAGACAUUCCAUAAAAAUCCAGAGUCAAAAUAAACCAAGCACUUCAAGUUUAGCGGAUAAUGGUAUGGAUCCUUCUGCAGAACGUCAAAGUCAAGAUACGUCUGGUUUGCCCGUUCAAUCAUUUAAAGAAACGGCAGAAGAAACAGGCAAACUUAAUGAACCAAGCACUUCGAGUUUAGCGGAUUAUAGUGUGGAUCCUAUUGCAGAACGUCAAAGUGAAGAACUAUCUAAUUUGCCCGUUCAAUCAUUUAAAGAAACGACAGAAAAAACAGGCACACUUGAUGAACCAAGCACUUCAAGUUCAUGGGAUUAUAACACAAAUUUUGCUGCAGAAUGUCAAAGUCAGGAAAUAGUUGAUUUAGAUCUCCAAACAUGUGAACACUCGAGAAAAGGAACAAGGGCACGUGAUGGAAAAGUUACGGCACCGAGAAGAAAAUGCAGCAAGUUGUGGAAUUAUUUCGAGGAAUUGAAACCUUCGCUGGUGAAGUGCACAACCUGUAAAAAAAAAAUUGAGAUAUAUGGACUAACAAACCGCAUAAAAACAAUGAGAAGACACUUAUUAAAUAAACAUAGAAUAUUUCUCGAUGAUGACACUCUCACACUACCUGACGACUUAAAACAAUAUUACUCGGAGUUACCGGGAUAUAAGGCAAAAUGUAAAAAUUGUGGCAAAACAUUGUCUUUUUUAACAAAUACGGGAUAUUUACGAAAACAUUUAAGAAAACAUUCCAUAAGAAUUCUGAGUCGAGAUGAAAAGGGAUCAAGAAAAAAACGCAGCAAAUUUUGGAAUUAUUUCGAGGAAUUGAAACCUUCGCUGGUGAAGUGCACGACCUGUAAAAAAGAAAUUAAGGUACUUCAUCUAAAAGAACGCACAAGAAUAAUGAGAGUACACUUAUUAAAUAAACAUGGAAUAUUUCUCGAUGAUGACACUGUCACACUACCUGACGACUUAAGGCAAUAUUACUCAGUGUUACCGGGAUAUAAGGCAAAAUGUAAAAAAUGUGGCAAAACAGUGUCUUUCUUAAAACAUAUGCGAAAUUUACAAGAACAUUUAAGAAGGAGACAUUCCAUAAGAAUCCAAAGUCGAAAUAAAUCAAGCACUUUAAGUUUAGCGGAUAAUGGUAUGGAUCUUUCUGCAGAACGUCAAAGUCAAGAUAUAUCUGGCUUGCCCGUUCAAUCAUUUAAAGAAACGACAGAAAAAAUAGGCGUUCUUAACGAAUCAAGCACUGCAAAUUCAAUGGAUUGCAAUAUGAAUCCUUCUGCAGAACGUCAAAGUCAGAAAACAGUUGACUUGGGUCCUCAAACGUGUGAACAAUCGAGAAAGGAAACAAGGGCAUGUGAUAGGUCAGUCAUAAUGGCACCGAAGAGAAAACGCAGCUUGUUGUGGAAUUAUUUCGAGCAAUUGAAACCUUCGCUGGUAAAGUGCGCAAUUUGUAAAAUGGAAAUUUAUAUGCCUCAUCCAUCGAACAACACAGCAAUAAUGAUAGGACACUUAAAUAGACAUGGAAUAUUUUUCAAUAAUGACACAUAUACACUACCUGACGACUUGAGAGAAUAUUACUCGGAGUUACCGGGAUAUAACGCAAAAUGUAAUGAUUGCAGUAAAACAAUGUCCUUCUUAACAAAUAUUGUACGUUUACGAAAACAUUUAAGAAGACAUUCCACAAGAAUCCUGAGUCGAGAUGAGUAAGUACACAUUCAAAAAAUUAUUAAAAUUAUUAGACUAUAAAAUAAAUGCAAUAAAAC
Molecule: messenger RNA, 3576 nt
Organism: Temnothorax curvispinosus
Lineage: Eukaryota; Metazoa; Arthropoda; Insecta; Hymenoptera; Formicidae
Exons: 20
Coding region: 104-3520 (1138 amino acids)
Molecular function (GO): DNA binding
Source: RefSeq, a predicted model, not a curated record